Messenger RNA from Solanum tuberosum (potato), 1488 nucleotides. RefSeq names its product WAT1-related protein At3g18200-like. The transcript has 2 exons. Gene Ontology annotation, molecular function: transmembrane transporter activity. Lineage: Eukaryota; Viridiplantae; Streptophyta; Magnoliopsida; Solanales; Solanaceae. The coding region runs from base 1 to 1383 and encodes 460 amino acids. The record is from RefSeq and is a predicted model, not a curated record. Gene Ontology annotation, cellular component: membrane.
AUGGAGGUCAUGAUGGACCGGAAGAUCCAGGCCAUUAAUAAGUGUCUUGAUGCCUUUGAAUUGCGAGUCCUCGAGCGACCAACCCCGGCCAUAGAUCUAUCCUCUUUUCAGGCUGAGUUAGCCAGUCUCCGGGACGACGUUAAUGCCAUUCUUUCCACCCCUACAGUUGAGCCUCAAGCUUCACCCACUGCGUUGGCCGAUGAUAUGGUGCUGGAUGCUUUAUUCAGUGGGACCACCAAGGAGGGGCCUGAUCCUACACAUACCAAAGGUAAGAGACACCAUUCUAGUCGCACUGAGGAGGAAAAAUUCCAAAAGAGACAACGUAGGCAGGAGAAGGAGGCUAGGAAGGCUUUGGAUUUAGAUGAAGAGUUGCGCCAUCGGAAGGUGCGUGAGAGUGUUGCAGGGGCAUCGAGUUCUGCCCCAGUUGUAGAGGUCCCGCUGGUUGUGAGGGAUGUUGUAAGCAACACUAAUGGUGUGGUUAGAGUGACCAAGAGCACUACUAAUGGUGCUAUGAUGGAUGAUGUGGGCACUACUGAGGUUGACCCAACUAUUGUUCCAGCGGACUCCGGGAAAUCGAACCCACCUUUUGCUAUUUUUCUCUCUCUACUGGGAGUGAGUUUGACACUGAACAUGUACUUUGCGAGCUUGAGCUACACUUCUCCGACUCUUCUUGCCUCGAUGGUCAACACUAUAGCUGCCUUAUCAUUUGUACUAGCAGUUAUUCUCAGGUUGGAAGAUGCUUACAUUCGAAAUCCUAGAGGAAUAGCAAAAGUCCUAGGAACCUUGGUUUCCUUGGCUGGGGUUAUGAGCAUGACAUUAUACAAAGGACCUGUUGUGAAAAGCUUAGGACAUCCUCUCAUCUACAUUCACAGAGGGAAUGGUGUUGUCCACGAGAACUGGUCAAAAGGCAUGAUCCUCACUGCUGUUAGCUGCAUUACGUGGUCAAUAUGGUACAUCAUGCAGGCUUACACUUUGAAAAGAUAUCCAACACAACUAUCACUGACUACAUGGAUGAGUUUUGUUGGUGCAGCACAAUCAGCUUUCUAUACAGUAAUUGUACAACACAAACGAACAGCUUGGACCAUGGGUUUCAACAUUGAUUUCUGGUCUACUCUGUAUGGGGGCAUAGUGAUGUCUGGUUUAGUAGUGUACAUACAACUCUGGUGCAUUGAACAAAAGGGACCAGUUUUCGUAACUAUGUUCAACCCACUCUCAACCGUAUUAGUUGCAGUUCUAGCAUAUUUCGUCCUUGGUGAAAAGCUCUACACGGGCAGCAUCAUUGGAGCAGUAAUUAUCAUUAUUGGACUGUACUUGCUUUUGUGGGGUAAAGAAGAUCCACAACCAGAAUUGAAAGAGAGAGAAAGAGCAAUGCUACAUAACUAACGAAGUGCAUCACGAAGACCCUAUGAUGCAGAUUAGUGCAGAACCUCUCCUUUAUGUCUGAAGUAGUAUGGUAGAAGUAAAACAAUAAUACACAUAAUUCGAGUA